Molecule: messenger RNA, 1704 nt
Organism: Plasmodium vinckei vinckei
Lineage: Eukaryota; Apicomplexa; Aconoidasida; Haemosporida; Plasmodiidae
Product: sodium-dependent phosphate transporter, putative
Exons: 2
Coding region: 1-1704 (567 amino acids)
Biological process (GO): phosphate ion transmembrane transport
Cellular component (GO): membrane
Molecular function (GO): phosphate transmembrane transporter activity
Source: RefSeq, a predicted model, not a curated record
AUGAUAGCAGAUCCUGGUAUGUUAUGGCUGGUCAUCGCAAGUGGAGUCGCAUGUUUUUUUAUGGCAUUUGUAACUGGAGCAAAUGAUAUAGCAAAUACAUUUAGUACCUCUAUAGGAUCAAAAUCUUUAACUAUUAAAAAAGCAUUAAUAAUUGCUUUUAUUUUUGAAGCAUUAGGGGCUUCAUUAUUAGGUGGAACCGUAACCGAUUCGAUACGUUCAAAAAUAAUAAACUUUGAAGCAUUUUAUAAUGCACCAGAAUUUUUAAUGUUAGGUAUGUUUAGUGCCCUAAUGGGCGCUAGUAUGUGGCUAGCUAUAGCAACUUUUUUGGGACUUCCCGUAUCAACAACACACAGUAUUGUAGGGGCUUUACUUGGUUUUGGAUUAUCAGCAGGCCAUGCCAAUUCAGUAAAAUGGGAGAAAAUUCAAAGUAUUAUUAUAUCAUGGUUUGCAGCACCAUUAAUAGCAGGAAGUUGUUCGGCUAUAGCUUUUAGUACAAUGAGACAUUUAAUAUUAAGAAAAAAAAAUUCCUUUGAAAUAAUUAAAAAAUGGUAUUGGCUAUUAAUUUUUCUUAUAACUCUCCCUUUUAGUGUAUUUUUGGUAUAUCAAAACCCUAUAGUAUUAAAUAGAGAAUGUACAAUGAAACAAAAUGAUGUAAUUGUUUGUACAUCUCCAUGCUAUCUUCAAGAUUGGAGUGCAGGACACAGGGUUUAUGCAACCUUAAUAUCUAUAGCUUUAUCAUUACUACUAACUGGAAUUGCUUCAGUAUUUAUAUAUACGAUAUAUAACAAAAGAUUAAAAUCCUAUGAUUUUAGAAAGCGAUUAUUUGAAGAUCAAGAAAUGAAUGAUGUCGAAAAAAAUAUAAAACCGAUCGCAAGUAGUUUAAAUUCAGUUGCCUCAACCGAAACCCAAAUGCCACAUUUAAAAGAUCAAGCAAAUCAAGCUAACAAUGAAAAUACUAUUGGUAAUGUACAAAUUGGAGUAACAAAAGUUGCAAAUAAUAAUGAAAAUAAUAAAGUAGCUGCAAAAAAUGAGAUUGCACAAACUUCAAUUGAAACAUUUGAUCAAGACACUGAAAUUGUUUUUGCAACUUUACAAAUUAUAAGUGCUAUUUUAGGAGUAGUAGCUCAAAGUGCUAACGAUACAGCUAAUGCUAUAGGUCCAUUUGCUGCUGUAUUUAAUACAUUUAAUUCAGGAAUCGAACAAAAAAUUAAAGUACAAUGGUAUAUAUUAUUAUUUGGUGGUUUGUCGAUGUCUUUAGGUUUAUCUAUUUUAGGUUAUAGGGUUAUUAAAACUGUUGGAAUGAAACUUAUUAAAAUAACACCGUCUCGAGGUUUUACCAUUGAAUUAAUUUCAGGCCUAGUUGUUUUAUUUUUUAGUAUUUGUGGUAUUCCGUUAAGUUCAACACAUUGUGCUGUGUCAAGUGUGAUUGGACUUGGAUUAGUCGAAGCAAAAGUAUUUGAUAAUGAUAAAAAUGGCAAUGCAAAUAAGGGUACACCAAAUGGGGAAGGAAAUACAAAUGUGGCUGUAAAAAGAUCAUUGUGGCCAUUAUCCUAUCUAAAUACAUCAUGUGUAAAUUUAAAAUUAUUCAGAACCAUAUUUUUGUCAUGGAUCAUUACAGUGUCCUUUUCCGCUUCCGUCACUGCAGCCAUCUUUUCAUUUGCUGCGUACACUCCCUCUUACGUAGUUUUGAGAGCCCCAGUUUAA